AUGUCCGCGGACCAGUUGAAGGAGCUUCUGCCAUUUCUCCAUGACCCGAAUCCUCAAGUCCGUCAAAUCGCACUGUCCAAUCUUCUCGGACAGACGCCGAAAGGAUCGCCUCAUCGAGAGAUCUUCUUCACUGGUCUGCGAGCCGGUGGCCUGCAGCAGGCACAGGACAACGAGGUUAUUCAUGAUCUGAAGCUCCUUUGCAGAGAUACGCUAGUGAGAACACUGCUUGACCUCGCCCAGGGCAACGAUCCGAAGUCACUGACGCUGUAUUUUCCUGUGCAAUCGCAAUCCGGGACGUCUCCCGCGCCUGUACCAUAUCCAUCUGCGGAACCGCGAAGCGUAGAGGCUCUCCCGCUUCUCCUAGACGCCUUCAUUCAAGGAGCUGCAGCCGAUGAGAUAGAGGACAAAGAUAAACGGCCCAGAAAAGCAAACCUGCACUUCCUUUCAAGCGUGUUUGCAAAUUUGACCACGGCACCAGUUGGCCGCAUGUUCUUCCUGACACCACGCACAUCAGACCCCCUCAAGGCAGACGGCGAUCUCGAGUAUCCGCUUACCAAGCUUCUUGUGUUUACGGAACAUAAGGACACAAUUCGCAGAGGCGGCGUCGCCUCGACUCUCAAAAACUGUGCAUUUUAUGUUCAAUCACAUCGUGCACUCCUGUUACCGGAAUCCGAGCGUGUCGCGGUCUCGCCUUCGACAGUGGAGGCAUCCGGCAUGGAAAUUCUUCCGUACCUGCUGCUACCUCUCGCAGGCCCAGAAGAAUUCGACCUCGAAGACCAAGAGCUUCUCCCUCCUGCACUGCAGUUCCUCCCUCCAACCAAACGGCGCGAGUCCGACCCUGUGCUUCGCCUUACACACGUGGAGACUCUGCUCCUGCUGUGCACCACUCGCUGGGCGCGCGAAUACCUCCGCAAAAACGGCGUGUACGAGAUCGUCCGUGCGCUCCACGAGAAUGAACAAGUCGACAAGAUCUCGGAACACAUCGAGCGACUGGUCAACUUUCUCAAGCGGGACGAAGGGCCAGAGACAGAAGCGGACGACGUCCUCGGAGCCACAGAAACUAUUGAGGCCAUUCAAAUGGAAGAUCCAGUUGACGAGGACAGCAGAAUAGAAGAAAUAUGA
This is a messenger RNA of Postia placenta MAD-698-R-SB12, 1122 nucleotides long. RefSeq lists its product as hypothetical. NCBI's taxonomy places the organism in Eukaryota, Fungi, Basidiomycota, Agaricomycetes, Polyporales, Adustoporiaceae. Bases 1 to 1122 code for a protein of 373 amino acids. The transcript is spliced from 7 exons. The record is from RefSeq and is a predicted model, not a curated record.